ACAGUAAAUGAAGGGCGGUAUUCUUGCAUUCGCCUUGUGGGGCGUCAUCUUUGCCCUGGUGCCCUUCGCCGUGGAAUUUUUGACGCGAAAAAGUUUUCCUGUGCAUACUACCGGCGCCAUCCUCGUGACAGGCGCGUCUACUGGCAUUGGCAAUCACGCCGCCAUACAUCUUGCCACGCACUAUCCUGAUGUCACAGUGUACGCGGGCGUUCGAAAAGACGUCGAUGCAGAGAAUAUUAAGGCGCUCCAUCUUUCCAACCUCCUCCCCCUCCAUAUCGACACCACGGAUCAAAGCUCCAUGGACGCAGCCGUCGCUUUCCUCCACUCCACCUCCCUCCCGAUCAUCGGCCUCAUCAAUAACGCAGGCGUGAGUACCAACUCUCCCAUUGAAUUCCUUCCCAUGGCCAAGCUCCGGCAGCUGUUGGAAACCAACGUGGUCGGCCCCACUUAUCUGACGCAGCAGCUCAUUCCCUCCCUCCGCGCUUCGCAAGGACGCGUGGUACAAAUUUCAUCCGUGCUGGGUAAAGUCACGUUGGCCACGAGAGGGGCAUACUGUGCGUCCAAGCAUGCCUUCGAGGCCCUCUCGGAUGUGCUCCGCUUGGAACUCUCCGGCCCCUUCGGCGUCUCCGUCUCGGUGGUGGAACCCGCCUACGUCCGCACGGAGAUCUUCGGGAAGAUCCAGCAGGAGAUUGAGACCCUCCUCUCCCCGGAGCUCCGGAGCUUGUACGGGCCAUUUUUCUACCGGGAGGACCAGGCCGCGAGGAAAAAGGCGCAGAUUGCCAAGGGCGAUAGCCCCGUGGUCACGAGCACGGCCAUUGAGCACGCCCUCUUCGCCGACUACCCCAAGACGCGCUAUGUGGUCGCCAAUUUUGCUGGCGUGAGGGCCGACCUUUGCCUAUUCAUCGCCUGGAUGCUGCCGGACAGGCUGGCAGACUGGUUGAAAGGCAUGAUGUGAGGGGGGCGAGAGGACGGGAGCAAGGGGGGGGAAAGAGGGAGCCG
Nannochloropsis gaditana CCMP526 is the source of this 999-nucleotide messenger RNA. Its product is annotated as short-chain dehydrogenase reductase sdr. Bases 8 to 955 code for a protein of 315 amino acids. The transcript is spliced from 2 exons. The record is from RefSeq and is a predicted model, not a curated record.